Cladophialophora psammophila CBS 110553 is the source of this 969-nucleotide messenger RNA. RefSeq names its product 2-dehydropantoate 2-reductase. Gene Ontology annotation, molecular function: 2-dehydropantoate 2-reductase activity. The record is from RefSeq and is a predicted model, not a curated record. The transcript is spliced from 5 exons. Gene Ontology annotation, biological process: pantothenate biosynthetic process. Gene Ontology annotation, cellular component: cytoplasm. NCBI's taxonomy places the organism in Eukaryota, Fungi, Ascomycota, Eurotiomycetes, Chaetothyriales, Herpotrichiellaceae. The coding region runs from base 1 to 969 and encodes 322 amino acids.
AUGGCGCAGGAAAUCAAGGUCAUGCUGUAUGGGCUUGGCGCGAUCGGAUCGUUCUAUGCAUUCAUCCUGAACCGCACGAAGCGUGUCCGUCUAACUGUGGUGGCACGUUCCAACUAUGAUGUUGUGAAGAAAGAUGGUCUGCAUAUCAUAAGCAUGAACCAUGGCGAUCAUAUCGUACAUCCUGCCAAAGUGGUCAGGACGCCAGCGGAAGCAGGGGAAACUUACGAUUACAUUGUAUGCACGAACAAGGCCAUCGACCAAGCUUCGACCGCUAAGCAACUGGCUCCUGCUGUUGAUGAAAGCAAAACCUGCAUUGUGCCGAUUCAGAACGGUGUCGGGAACGAAGACCCAUUCCGAGAAGCAUUCCCGAAGUGCGCCAUUCUGAGCUGCGUGACGUGGGUGGGUGCCAAUCAAAACACUCCUGGGAUCGUGAACCACUGGAAGUCAGAGAACACGCAGAUAGGAAUCUUUCGAAAUGAGGCGCUUGAUGCGGCCUUCGAGCGAGCCCGACUGAAUGAGUUUACGUCACUAUUGCGUGAAGGCCAGACACCGUUCUCGGUCGAGGACAACGUCCAGAUCCAACGCUGGGAGAAGGUAGUCUGGAACGUGGCGUGGAAUUCCCUGACGACUCUCACGAUGCUGGACACCCACUCUUGGCUGAAGUCGUCGCCCGACGCCAUGCCGAUGACGCGAAAUCUCAUGCGCGAGGUCAUCGACGUGGCGAGAAAGUGCAACGUGCCCCUCAAGUACGAGCUGAUCGACGAACUUAUCGACAAGAUCCUGGAGAUGCAGCCAAUCGGCAGCAGCAUGCAAACGGACUGCAAAAUGGGAAGACCCAUGGAAGUUGAUGUUAUCUUGGGCACUGCGGUGCGGAAAGGAAGAGAAUUAGGAGUCCCCAUCCCGAUUCUGGAGGUUCUACAUACCCUAUUGUUGGCGGUGAACUCUCGAAUGAAGUCCAGUUCAUCGUAG